This is a messenger RNA of Lutzomyia longipalpis, 1639 nucleotides long. It is a transcript of the gene Scsalpha1, whose product is annotated as succinate--CoA ligase [ADP/GDP-forming] subunit alpha, mitochondrial. Lineage: Eukaryota; Metazoa; Arthropoda; Insecta; Diptera; Psychodidae. Gene Ontology annotation, cellular component: mitochondrion; succinate-CoA ligase complex (ADP-forming). The transcript has 4 exons. The coding region runs from base 134 to 1123 and encodes 329 amino acids. Gene Ontology annotation, biological process: tricarboxylic acid cycle. Gene Ontology annotation, molecular function: succinate-CoA ligase (GDP-forming) activity; succinate-CoA ligase (ADP-forming) activity. The record is from RefSeq and is a predicted model, not a curated record.
GCGACCGCCUCGAACGGAGUACGAAGUGCAGAAGUUGGAGAAAAAUUGGUGAAAAUUCAGGAAAAGCCAUUUAAUCCGAUCUCCCGAUAAGCGGACACUUCGUUUAGGCAAUCAGUGCACCUAGUGAGACACCAUGGCUGCCACUGCCAGGAUUUUUGCUCGUGUUAGAGAUAACCUCGUAUUGCCCGGAGUGAGGUUCAACAGCGUCUACAAUGCCACCCGGAAGAACUUAAUCCUUACGGGUGAGACUCGUGUGAUCUGCCAGGGAUUCACGGGCAAACAGGGCAGCUUCCAUGGUAAGCAGGCCAUUGAGUAUGGAACGAAGAUGGUUGGCGGAGUGUCGCCAGGAAAAGGAGGAAAAACUCACCUAAAUCUUCCCAUCUUCAACACGGUGAAGGAGGCAAAACAAGCGACAGAUUGCGAAGCAACGGUAAUCUAUGUGCCACCCCCUCAUGCUGCAAAGGCAAUUUUUGAAGCUUUAGAAGCUGAAAUUCCGCUGAUUGUGUGCAUUACGGAGGGUAUUCCGCAGCAGGAUAUGGUACGCGUGAAGCAUGCCCUUCUGCGGCAGGAUAAGUCGCGUCUUGUGGGUCCCAAUUGUCCGGGGAUCAUUGCACCCGAUCGCUGCAAGAUUGGCAUUAUGCCGGGGCACAUCCAUCGGCAGGGCUGUGUGGGUGUUGUAUCACGUUCCGGUACACUCACGUAUGAGGCUGUCAAUCAGACGACAGAAGUGGGCUUGGGGCAGACACUUUGCGUGGGAAUUGGGGGUGAUCCCUUCAAUGGUACCGACUUUAUUGAUUGCCUCAGUAUCUUCCUCAAGGACCCGGAAACGAAGGGUAUUGUUCUCAUUGGUGAAAUUGGUGGUGUUGCCGAGGAGAAGGCAGCUGAGUUCCUUCUUGAGCACAACCAGGGAAUUAAGGCGAAACCUGUUGUGUCGUUUAUUGCGGGUCUUACAGCACCACCGGGACGUCGUAUGGGUCAUGCAGGAGCUAUUAUCUCGGGCGGUAAGGGUGGAGCGCAAGAUAAGAUUAAUGCUCUUGAGAAGGCGGGAGUUAUUGUGACGCGUAGUCCGGCGCAAAUGGGCAAGGAGCUGUAUAAGGAGAUGAAGCGUCUUGAACUUUGUUAAGAAGGAAAAAUAAUAAAAAUGAAAAAUCAGCCAGCCCGCCAUUAAAAGUGGGAUACAACUCCAUGGAGCCUCCGAUAGAAAGGAAAGGUGCUUCGCCAUCUCAGUGGGUAAAAUAUUUGUCACAAAAUUCCAUCAAAUAGAGCGUCUUUUGCAGUUUUUCUUUUAACUUGUCUUGAUCCUCCCAAUAACUUUGCCUUCUUCUCUUUUGUCUCCCUUAAUUCCCUUUCCCAGGUGCUUUGUGUUCUUCCUCUAAUACCAUUCCCCAAAUAAAGACGCUCUGCUUGACGAAAUGUGUGACAAUUCAUGCAGAUUUAAUUGUUAUUUAUAAAAUAAUAAAAAUAUAAAUCCAUCGAGAGAUAAACUAAAAAAAAAUGAAGGAGAAUAAAUGAAUCACAACACACUCACACAUUUUAGAGAAGAUUUAGUGGAAUUAAAAAAAAAUGCACUCUUUUGAUUGUUAAAAAAAGAAAAAAAUAAUUGUGAAGCUGAUAAAUUAAAUCGCAAUGAAAAAGUGAA